Ictidomys tridecemlineatus (thirteen-lined ground squirrel) is the source of this 7019-nucleotide messenger RNA. RefSeq names its product KLF transcription factor 13 (gene Klf13). Gene Ontology annotation, biological process: regulation of transcription by RNA polymerase II. NCBI's taxonomy places the organism in Eukaryota, Metazoa, Chordata, Mammalia, Rodentia, Sciuridae. Gene Ontology annotation, molecular function: DNA-binding transcription factor activity, RNA polymerase II-specific; RNA polymerase II cis-regulatory region sequence-specific DNA binding. The record is from RefSeq and is a predicted model, not a curated record.
UGGGGGCUGACGUCGGGUCCAGAUGUGGCCCCAGCCCCGCCCACCCCCGAGGCCGGGCCGCCCACACCGAGCUGCGGCGCGCACGGCGGCUGUCCCGCCUGCCACAAUGCGCGGCGAAGCUGUGCCCGCGACUUGACGCGGUCGUCCCUAACAUCGCCACUCGACAUCCUUAGGACAGGCCGCCCCUGACGCCGCGCUGGGACCCUACUCGCCCACGCCCCCCAUGCGCUCACUCCCCGGUGCCGGGUCGGGCGGACGCGGAGCCGCGCGGGUGACGGCAGAGGCGGCUGCGCGCCCAGCCUAGCCCAGCCCAGCCGGAGGAGAGGGCGCGCCGCGCCCCCGCCCCCCGCCUGCUCUCCGGAGGCCGUGGGUGCGGAUGCGCGGCUGACGACUCGUAGAGACUAGCACUGCCGCCCGCCCGCCGGCCGGAGCCCGCAGCAUGGCAGCCGCCGCCUAUGUGGACCACUUCGCCGCCGAGUGCCUCGUGUCCAUGUCCAGCCGCGCAGUCGUGCACGGACCGCGGGAGGGGCCGGAGUCCCGGCCCGAGGGCGCGGCCGCCGCCGCCACCCCCGCACUGCCCCGCGUUGAGGAGCGCCGCGACGGCAAGGACAGCGCCUCGCUCUUCGUGGUGGCGCGGAUCCUAGCGGACCUCAACCAACAAGCGCCAGCGCCCGCCCCAGCGGAGCGCAGAGAGGGUGCUGCUGCCCGGAAGGCGAGGACCCCCUGCCGACUGCCGCCCGCGCCACCCGCGCCGCCGCCUGCUUCCGAACCCGUCUCCCCCGGCGGAGAAGGUGCGGCAGCCGCGCCCCCCAGCCCCGCUUGGAGCGAGCCCGAGGCGGGACUAGAUCCCGAGCGGGAGCCAGGACCCGCGGGGAGCGGCGAGUCCGGCCUCAGACAAAGGGGCCGGCGGGGCCGAAGUCGCGCCGACCUCGAGUCCCCGCAGAGAAAGCACAAGUGCCACUACGCUGGCUGUGAGAAAGUUUAUGGGAAAUCUUCGCACCUCAAGGCGCACCUGAGAACUCACACAGGUGAGAGGCCCUUUGCUUGCAGCUGGCAGGACUGCAACAAGAAGUUCGCACGCUCUGAUGAGCUGGCACGGCACUACCGCACACACACUGGUGAGAAGAAGUUCAGCUGCCCUAUCUGCGAGAAGCGCUUCAUGCGCAGCGAUCACCUGACGAAGCAUGCUCGUCGCCACGCCAACUUCCACCCCGGCAUGCUGCAGCGGCGUGGUGGGGGCUCGCGGACCGGCUCACUCAGCGACUACAGCCGCUCUGAUGCCAGCAGCCCCACCAUCAGCCCAGCCAGUUCACCCUGAGCCCCACUGGACCCACAGCAGCACAGCCCCGCCAGUCCCUCCGCCAGCCCCGCGCCCAGCCAAGGACCCCUACCCUGACAACAGCCAUGAGCAGCCGCUCUCACCUCCUCUUUGUCAGUCCGUGCCCUUUCCUUUUGUAAUAAGAAAAAAAGAGCAAGAACUUCAUGAAAAGUCCACGUAAAAACACUUUUCUUCACCUCAGGUGUCAAAGUCAAUUUGUAAAAAAAAAAAAAAAAAAAAAAAAAAAAAAAAAAAAAAAAAAAAAAAAAAAAAGCAAAACAAAAAAAAAAUCAAAAGAAGAAAAAAACAAAAAAAAAUUUCAAAAAACAUCAUCCACAAAUUGCACAAUGGAGAUACCCACAAAGUUGCGAUUCAGCGGUGUCGAACCCCCUUUCUCAGGGAUGGACACGUUCCACGAGGUCAGUGAGGGCACCCCUUCCUGCCGCCUUACUCUGUACAUAGAUUUGCACUCUGGAAUUUUCUAUUAGGUUUGGGAACACACUGGGGACAGAGCAGGCCAACCAGUGCAGGUGGAGCUCAGCAUGCAUGUGGGUCAGUCCAUCAGCUGGGAGUAGAUGUGGUCACUGACAUUUGUGAUUCCAAGGCAGAUCUUUUAGUGGUGAGGCGUGUCCUCCCCCUCCCUUCUACCCAUCCACUCAGCCUCCAUCCUUGGCCACAUAGGCUUGGCUCAAAAUGCAGAUGGGUCUGAGGGACAGGCCACCUAACGAGGGAUGCCUUAAGCCAUGACAGGUCAAAGGAGCACUCCACUUGGGGAAAUUGUGGAGAGUGUCAUCUGCCCUCCAUGACUGGCACUGCCUGUCUCACUCCCUACCUUCAGGAGUCCUCUCCUGGGCCCCUUGGAAAAAUGGAAGCAGAGACACAAGCCCUGGCUGGGCACAACAUCACACCAUCCAGUCUCUAAGGAGACAGCCUGGGUUCCACCUGUCUGGGCCCCCACUGCCCAACAGACAGCACCAGGGACCUUCACUAUUAUACCAUAUUCUCUGACUGGAAAAUAGAGCCUGGGAAUUCUGGUUUUCUAAAAUGAUUUUAUGAAGUGUCGGUGUACCCAGUUCCCUAGCUCUCCCAUGCUGCUAUGGAGUCACCUUUGUUUGAAACAGUGGGCAAGACCAUCAUGUUGCUUUCUCAGUCAGAAGGUCUAUGUGAGUGGCCAUGUGUGUGCAUGUGUUCGCAGCACUUCACAGAGACCGUUCAGUGGCAAAAGACCAGAACAUUGUGACUCGGAACUUUUCAAGAGUGGCGCAGCCAAUGUCAUGGGAAGUGCUGUUGGAGAAUGUGCAUUCUCUUUUCUCCCCAGGGAACACCAGACGGAAAGUUGUGGGAAACACUUUUCUCAGACCCUUCAUGUCUGGUGGUACAGACUGAGCAAACCUCCAGCUUCUCGUCGCCAGAACUUAUCUCCCUUUCCCUCUUGCUUCUGCCUACCCUGCCUGGAGACCCCAGGCCACGCCUAGCCUGCAUCGCCCCAUUGCCAGCCUUUUGGUAGGGGAGGAAAAGCAGAGAGCUGAGGCAGUUUCUUAUGAAGCCUUGACCUGGGCUGGGUUGGUGUUCAAGCCCCAGACCAGGGCAGUUAGGCUGGAUUCCAGCAAGCACCUCUGCAGACCUGUGGAGUGUCCAGCCUAGCCCUGCAAGGCCCAUGUUGCGCCUUGCCUUCCUUUCAAGGGUUGGGGCCUGUAAAUACAAGGCCCCAGGACAGAGUGUGUGUGUGUGUGUGUGUGUGUGUGUGUGUGUGUGUGUGUGUGUGUAUUGUGUUGGGAUGAGUUGGGAUGAACUCGGGUUAUAGUAUCUUGCAGAGAUCUCUCACUUUGAUGAGGAAUGGCCCUUGGGACUCAGUGGGCCAUAGAUGGGCUUCCUAGGCCCAGAGUGCCUUGGUUGUAGUCAUUCUGCUUCCAUCCCAGCCCACACAUUGUGUGGGGUGCAGCACAGAAAAACCCCAGCGAUCCAGGCCCAGCUGGAGCCUGUAGCUUCUGGCUGAUGUGUCAUGCCAACUUCAGAGUGGAUGGGUGCCCUCUAUCUACAGCAGCUGUGCACGUGGCACCAUGCCAUCUGUGAUGCUAUGGAUACCUGUUUCCAGCUCUACUUAUCUGGAAGUGGCUAAUGGCAUGUGGUGGCUUCUGUGUAGCACAGUAGGUACCCAUUUGGUCUGUGACAUUGUUUGUGCUGUGGGUGGGGAUGGUGGGGCAGGGGCUAUCUCGUUAGUGCAGAUUCGGCCCCUCUGGCCCCCCUGCUGCCUUUGGGCCCUAUAAUAGCUCAGCUUGCAUUUGGUUUGGGAGAGAGUAGAAUAUGUGGUAUGGACCUUGAAGAAGAGAGCCCUGGAUGCUGGGGAUGUGGCAAUCUUCAUGUCUGGUUCCAAAGUGAGGUCCCUCCCAAAGUUGUUUCUGUGUGAGGCAGAGAAAGCCACACUCUGACCACAUUUCAUGUCUCAGGAAUUCACAUUCCAGGUUCAGGAAUUUUAUUCCAAAGUCCUUUGGUGCACCCGUGUUUAUGGUUCCGAAGGCAGGGAGAGGGAGUGGCAUGUCCCACACGGCCAGAAAAGCACUCUCCACUGGAGGAGCCAGGUGUCUCCUUGUGACUUGCCUACAGCGUCACAAGGGGUUUUCUAACUUCACAUCUGUCUGCACAUAGGAAGGGGAAAAAGAACUCUAAACCCAGUCAUAUUGGAAUAAAAGAAAGAGCUGGUUUGUUUUAGAGUGGGGUGGGGGGUGGGGGAGGGAAAGUGGGAUAGGCUGUUUCCAAAGAGAGCACUUAAUUUAAUUUUCCCUCUAAAUGACCCAGGGCUGUUCCAUCUGAUAGAUGGAAGGGUAAUAUUGCCUUAAAACAGAAAUAUGCAGGCAUUGGCUAUUUUUGGCAAAUGAGUGUGUCUUCAUUCCCAAAGUGGUUCUCCUGUAAUGGCAGGGUGCGGUCCUUCAGCCAUAGGCCUGGCCUGGGAGAUGGGGGCAGGGCACCCGGAGGGAGUUCCCCCCUGGGCAUCCUGGCUGCACCCUCCAGAAUCAUCUGGGGCUUAAAUUCAUCUCAUUGAAGGGUGGGGGGGAAGAAUCUAAAUCUCAGGCUCAGUUCACAUGGGUUCUCAUUAGCAGGUUUCCAUCUCAUCAUGAAACGAGGGAUGCCUUCUAAGAUGUAGAUUGUCUUCCCAGCCUGGGUCUACUUCAGGGUCUUUCAUUUUUGUAGUUUAUGGCCAUGAUUGCUGGUUUCAGUGGGAUUAAGGAACCCAUAGGGCUCCCAGAAUAAUAGUGAAAAAUCAAAUCUUUAUUUGGGGACAUACUUCAGCUCUAGCAGGCCACAGAGGCAGAGAUCUCAAAAUGAAGGGUGCCUGAGUAAAGGGAGAGUUUCCCUUAAAUUAAAAAAAAAAAAAAAAAAAAAAAAAAGACGUCUAAAAGUGACUGGACCCAGCCAUCAGAAGGCUGGUGUUCGGCUCAUGUCCCAAACAAGAAAACCCCUUGUCAGCCAUAUUAGGGGAAUGGUUGUAAACUCCCCAAAUGCCUACUGAAUCCUACAGCCAUAUGGAAAAACAGACAACACAGCCCUUUCCACAAAGGGCCUUGGAGUCCUCUCCUGAUGGGUGCUACACAGAGAUGGGCAGUGAUGUUCUGGAAGAGAAUGUGGUCCUGGAUAUGCCCCUAUGCAUCUUGCUGCACUCUCCACCCAUGGGAUUUGAGGUGCAAGAUUGCCCCCCUCCAACACACCCACCUCUACUUUGAGGCCAUGCAUCGGGGUAGGUGCAGGAUUUGCCACGGUGCAGCCUCCAGGUGCAGACCUCCGCACACUGGUGACCCCAGACCUCACCUGAGCAAGGGCUCAGAUCCCUGGAGGAUGAUUCAGAGGUGAGGAUGAGUAGAGAGGGUUGGUGGCUUUCUGAGGUCCUGAGUGAGUGGUAGAAGAACUACUGGGUCUUCAUUCAAGAUUUCUGUCUCCCAGUCAUGUGGCCCAGCCUCUUUCUUGCCAGAAGCAGAUACUUAAAUGUACUGCACAGGGUUUUAGCACUUCCUAGGAUCUCAUCCAGGAUCUCCGCUGGGCAGAUACGCUACCCUACAGGAAGAUGUGAUCUGGGCAAUAGUGUGGCCUCGUUUCUCAGCUCCUGUUUUUUUUUUUUUUUUAACAAGGCUACCUGAUUAUUUUGAUUUCUGAGAGGUGUCACUGAUUUUUUUUUUUUAAACCCAUGUUUAAAAAGGCCAUUUGGUCAAAACUGCUGGAAGUUUUAAAGAGCUUGAUGUAUUAGACACAUUUUGAAUGAUAAGAAAUGCUUAAUAAGUUAACCAUAUCUUUUGCUACCCAACAUUUCUGUAUGUCAUCCUGAAGACUAUAUCUUCCAAAGCUAAAAUGCCGAUGUGGGCUGAUAGGUUUUGAAAGCAAAGUAGCCCCUGGAAGAGCCAGGUCCUGUGGCUAAUUUUCCUGAUUCUGAAGUUUCAAAGAUUUGUCCUGGACACAUUCCAGAGAAUUUUGUACCAGAAUUUGGAUGUAGUCCAGCUUACUACUGAUAGAUGCCUGAACACCAUUGAGGGAGAGACCCUUCCUCCUGUUGGCUGGCUCUAGCCCUGAGAAGAGUGGAAUCAGGCAGGAGCCCUGUGUCCAGGAGGGAAGAGGUUUCUACUAGCCCCUACCACUAUUGGACUUGCAGUGUAGCCACCUGGCUUUGCCCAGCCUCUCCCUUCUCAAUACAGCUUUAAAACAUUACUACUUUUAUUUAAAAAUAAACAGGAUGGGAGAGAGGCAGCCUCCCCUGCCCUACAUCAUACAUUCCAGGAUGGGGGCAGGUGGAAUGGGACAGGAAGUCAGAAAGGGGACAGGAUGGAUGCACGUGCAACUUUCUCCUGGGGACUCUGGAGUCUUUUCUCACUGAUGCCCUCCUAGAGGACCUGUUGACUGAUUACUGCACAUGCUUGUUUGGAAACCAGUGUGCAAGCUGAAUGCUUGCAGGAGACCAUCACUGGUCAGUUUGUCCCUUCCACUCAGCACAGGAGCCUAUUCCUUGUGCUUGGAAGAUCCCUCUCCACAUUUCCACGCUCCCCCUCUUCCCAGCUUGGCACAGGCACCAUAAUGGGGUGUUAUCAACCCCAGUGUCUCUUCUCCAGUCAGUGUCUGUGGGUGUCUGAGUGGGAGACUUUUCCCCUCCCUCACCUGGGAGAAGCCUCAGGUGCCCAGUGCUGAGGACCCCCAUCAAUGUCAGCAUGGGGCUCUCUACUGAGCAACUAUGCAUUGGUGGGUUUGGAGCUGCUUACCGUGGCUCCCUGGUGACCAGGAACUGCUUGGGUAGUUACACUGGGUACACCCAAGUGACCCUUUCCCACCCAAAACCAUCGGUGGAGCUUCUCUGGAAUCAUUUGCCAAAAUCCCAAGGCAGAAUCCAAGGGUCCAACACCAUUUCCAUCGAGUUCACAAUUUCCUUUUCUGUAGAAAUAUUGUUUUGUUUUUGUUGUUUUUUAAAACCAAUUCCCCACCAUGCUUCCGAAGGCCACAUUUCAUCUUUUCUGGAUCACUACAGUGAAGUAUUACAGUUGUACAGUUCCCAAUCUGGCCUUGGCUUGCUCGGAUUAAACUUUGUAUGUAUUUUGUAAGGCAUAGAUUCUAUAUUGUAAUGAUGUCCUAUGCAAAAAAAAAAUUAACGAAAUUGUAAAUUUUAUUGUUUUAACAUGUAUGCAUGUUUAGUGACGUUUACAUUUUGAAUAAAAUUUAUGAUUCAUUA